Messenger RNA from Lotus japonicus, 2486 nucleotides. Its product is annotated as MLO-like protein 1. Gene Ontology annotation, biological process: defense response. NCBI's taxonomy places the organism in Eukaryota, Viridiplantae, Streptophyta, Magnoliopsida, Fabales, Fabaceae. Gene Ontology annotation, cellular component: membrane. The transcript has 19 exons. Bases 721 to 2259 code for a protein of 512 amino acids. The record is from RefSeq and is a predicted model, not a curated record.
UCAAUUCCAAUGGUAAUUUCUUUCAGGUUCUGCAUUUGGAAACUUGCUUCCAGAAGUGUCUAGCUAGACUGGUUGCUUCAGAGUUGAAAGCUUGUGUUUGAUUUUAAUUCUCUAUUUCUGAAGCCAGCUUGGCAACGUUGCCAGAAGUUCACCCCCACCAAUCUUGCAUUUCAACCUCCACCAUCUUAAAAAAUAGUUCAAAUGCCUAAUGCUUUGCCAGAGGCGAAUGCCCCGAAGACAAAGCUCCAGAUCGACUUUGAUACCUCUGUCUUCAAGAAGAAGAAGAUUAGCCUCGCCAUACACAUUGAGCUUUUCUAUGGCCACUCUUUGGAUGCUUUCACCUUAGUUUUCUGCAAAACUUGGUUUCUAGAUGCUGCUAUUGGCACUGAAUUGAAUGAGAUUCAGGUGGUUAAUCAAAAGUGACUCAGACAUUGCUAAAGCAUCAACGCUUCUUAUAGCAUGUAUACUUUCUAGGAGUUUGAUCUUUGGUUGAUUUCAUAGCAUUCAUUUUCACUCAGUAUACAGCUCUUGAAAAGAUGUGUUUUUUAUGCAGGUAAAAACAUAUAUGUUAUUGGCAACGCCGAGAUAAAGCCUUCGACAUUAAGACAUGAGUUACCGUUUUGAUAUUCAGAAACAGACACAUAGAAAAUCAAAAUAAAAACGUUAUAUAGAGAGAUAGACAGACCAAGUUUGAGAAGAAGAAGCCAUUUGAAGAAAAAAAUGAGUGGAGGAGGGGUUGAAGAAGGCAACAAUUUGGAAUUCACUCCCACAUGGGUUGUGGCGCUGGUUUGCUCCAUCAUCGUUGCUGUUUCUCUCGCCGCGGAGCGUUUACUUCAUUAUGGUGGCAAGUUUCUCAAGAGGAAGAAUCAGAAGCCACUCUAUGAAGCUUUGGAGAAAAUCAAAGAAGAGUUGAUGCUGUUGGGUUUUAUUUCUCUACUUCUGACGGUAACACAGAAUGGGAUCAUCAAAAUCUGUGUUCCGGAGAGUUGGACUCAUCAUAUGCUUCCUUGUAGCCUUGAGGAUAAAGAAGAAUCUGAAGGAUCAAAAACACCCACUGAACAUUUUCAGACAUUUUUCUCUUUUUCUGGUGUUUCCGGCACGGCGAGGCGCCUUCUAGAUGAGAAUCAACAUGCAACUGAGGCAAAACCUGGGUAUUGCGCUGCCAAGGGUAAGGUGCCCCUGUUAUCCACGGAAGGGCUGCAUCAUCUUCACAUCUUUAUUUUUGUCCUGGCUGUUGUUCAUGUGACCUUUUGUGUUCUGACUGUUGUUUUUGGAGGAUUAAGAAUACGUCAGUGGAAGCACUGGGAGGAAAAAAUUGCACAAGAAAAUGCUGAUGAAUUAGAGCGAGGUCCUGAACCGACAGUGACUCAUGUUCAUCAGCAUGCUUUUAUCCAGAAUCGUUUCUCUGGUUUUGGCAAAGAUUAUACUCUAAUGGGUUGGUUGAAAUCAUUUUUUAAGCAAUUCUAUGGAUCAGUGACAAAGUUAGAUUAUGUGACAUUAAGGCUUGGUUUCAUCAUGACCCACUGCAGGGGAAAUCCAAAGUUUAAUUUUCACAAAUACAUGAUUCGUGCACUUGAGGAUGAUUUCAAAAAAGUUGUUGGUAUAAGUUGGUAUCUUUGGGUGUUUGUAAUCAUCUUCUUGUUGCUUAAUAUCAAUGGUUGGCACACAUAUUUCUGGAUUGCUUUCAUUCCUGUCAUUCUUCUACUUGCUGUGGGCACUAAGCUUGAGCAUGUGAUAAUGCAAUUAGCUCAUGAAGUAGCUGAAAAGCAUUCAGCCAUAGAAGGUGAACUAGUUGUUCAACCAUCAGAUGAUCACUUCUGGUUUCAUCGCCCCCACAUUGUCCUCUUCUUGAUUCACCUUAUCCUCUUCCAAAAUGCUUUUGAAAUAUCAUUCUUUUUCUGGAUUUGGGUCACAUAUGGAUUUGAUUCCUGCAUAAUGGGACAAGUCCGUUUCAUUAUUCCAAGGCUCAUUAUUGGGGUGUUUAUUCAGGUACUUUGUAGUUACAGUACCCUGCCACUGUAUGCAAUCGUUGCACAGAUGGGAAGUCACUUUAAGAAGGCAAUAUUUGAUGAACAAGUGCAAGCAAGGCUUGUUGGUUGGGCACAAAAGGCAAAGAAGAAAGGAGUCAGAGGAGAAAGCCAAUCAGGGCAAGGAAGUUCUCAUGGAAAUAAUGGAAUUCAGCUAGGCUCAAUGUUCAGAUCAAGGCCAUCUGCCCCAGUAGACAAUACCAUUAUCCCCAUAGAUGACACCCCCAAAUGAGUGCAACGAGUAAACAAUGUUAUGUAUAACCAUUAUAUAGUAUAGCUGGUUUUACCUUGAUGUCAAAUAUUUGAAUAAUUGGGCAUAACUUAGUAAUGAAAACAAAUUUUGAAUGAGAAUGAGGGCUAAAAUGUUACCACCAGGGCAUGUCUUCAGUGUCAUAAAAGUAAAUACUCGGUCAACUUUUGUGAGUACCAAAUAUUUGAAGGGUUUUUGUUUUAUUUACA